Staurois parvus is the source of this 1157-nucleotide messenger RNA. The record is from the annotation of a GenBank genome assembly. Lineage: Eukaryota; Metazoa; Chordata; Amphibia; Anura; Ranidae.
AUGAAGCUGCUCAGCAAAGACAUCGAGAAAGACAACGCGGGUCAGGUGACGUUGAUGCCGGAUGAGGCGGAGGACAUGUGGCACACCUAUAACCUGCUGCAGGUGGGCGAUAGUCUGCGAGCCUCCACUAUCAGGAAGGUACAGACGGAAUCCUCAACAGGAAGUGUCGGCAGCAACCGGAUCCGGACCGUCCUCACCAUCCGGGUGGAGACCAUCGACUUCGACUCUCAGGCCUGCCAGCUCCGGGUGAAAGGCACCAAUAUCCAGGAGAACCAGUAUGUCAAGAUGGGGGCGUAUCACACCAUCGAGCUGGAACUGAACCGCAAGUUCACCCUGGCCAAGAAGCAGUGGGACAGCAUUGUGCUGGAGAGGAUCGAGCAGGCCUGUGACCCCGCCUUCAGCGCCGAUGUUGCAGCAGUUGUCAUGCAGGAAGGACUCGCCCACAUCUGUCUGGUGACACCCCAGUAUGACUCUCCUCCGUGCCAAGAUCGAGACCAACAUCCCGCGCAAGAGGAGGGGCAACUGCUCCCAACAUGAGAAGGCUCUGGAGAGGUUCUAUGAACAGGUCAUGCAGGGAAUUAUCCUCACAUCAACUUUGAAGUGGUGAAGGUGGUGUUGGUGGCGUCUCCAGGAUUUGUCCGCGAACAAUUCCCUGCGAAUUCCUUUUCCUUCGAGCCGUAAAACAGGAUUUGAAGACGCUGCUGGAAAAUCGAGGGAAGUUCCUGCAAGUACACAGCUCCUCCGGGCACAAGUACUCCCUGACAGAGGUUCUGUGUGAUCCCCCGCCGUCACAGCCCGACUCACAGAUACAAAGGCGGCUGCUGAGAUUAAAGCACUCACCGAUUUCUACAAAAUGCUGCAACACGAACCCGACCGGGCGUUCUAUGGGAUUAAACACGUGGAGAGGGCUAACGAUGCGCUGGCCAUAGAUACGUUGUUGGUGACGGACGAGCUGUUCAGGCACCAGGAUGUGCCAACACGAAGCCGAUAUGUGAGACUUGUGGACAGCGUGAAAGAUAACGGGGGAACCGUAAGGAUCUUCUCCAGCCUGCAUGUCUCCGGAGAACAACUGAACCAGCUGACGGGAGUGGCGGCCAUCUUGCGUUUUCCAGUGGCUGAAGGGGUCAGAUGACGAGUCAAGCUCUGAGGAAGACUGA